CGCCCCCUGCACCGCAGCCGCGGGACUUCGGACGGACGCCGCGGAGACGCCGGCAGUCGCUUCACGAUAGCGCCACGACGAGCACGCCAGCGCCUCUCCGAGAUGAGACCGCACAGCGUUCUGGUAUUGCUGCUGCUCCUGCACGCGAUGAUGGCGUCGCUGGCCAUCAUGGUGCCGUCGGGCAAGCUGGAGCCGAUCACGCCCCCGGACCCCGCGCCGCGGCCGCUGCCCGCUUACCCGCUGGUGCCGCCGGCGCCCGUCUACGAAGACCCGGAGCCGCACACCAACCUGGUGCUGCCGCCGCCGCCCGCCAGGGCAUACCAGCCGCCCUUCGGCUUCAGGCUCAAGCCGCUGCCCAAGCAGCGCUACCCGUUGUCUUCGACGGGAUUCGCCAAGCACCUCGAUUACAUCAUGGGCUACUAAGGCGCAAGCGGAGAAGGGAACCUCGCUGGCACAGCCUGUGUCGGCACCCCGGUACCUGGCUCUUCCGACGCGUCGACACAGGCAGCACCGUACCUAGGAGUUCAUCACCAUCGGCAUAAGCCCACUUUACACUAAACCCCACUUUCCAUACAAAGCGCACAGUCUAGCAGAGGGAAAAUGUUUCGCAGUUCCCUUGUAUCUGGCGGAUCUGCGAGCUGUAAAUAGAAUUAGUAGAUACGACUGAAAUCAUCAUCUACUGUGCAGAGGAGCUAGAUUCAACUCAUUGUAUUAAUUUCGGAAUUCAGUCUGUCAGUACGACAGACACCAUUGCCAUAUGUCGAUUACCACAUCUUCAUCUCCUGUAUUAAUCCAACACAAACUUUUAUUAUCCUGUAUUUCUCCUUAAAAUUUAAGUUUACUUCUGGUUGGGUAUCUAAUAGACCCAGUGCUGUGUUUGUUUGCUAUGUUGGGGCUGGAAAGCGGGGGAGGGGGGGGGGGAAGGGAGGAAUGACUUCUGGCCGAAUCUACAAGAUAUUGUAGUACGGGAGUACCUCUGUUCUAUAUACACCCUUUUAUUUGCGGUAAUGGCUGUGCUACUCAUUCGCCCAAGAAAAUGUUAUGAAAAAAUUUAAUAACUCAAUUAUGUGGUGCAACUUCGGAGUUGGUGAAGUUGCGAAAAACCUAUCUCAUGGUAUGUUAGUUUCCUGCACUCAAUUUAUUCUUGUCCGCACUGUGUCUUUCUGUUGAUAAACAAGUAUUACUUCCCUCCAAAAAUAAACAGUUUAUUGAGAGACAAUUCUAAGAGCAUUAACAGUAAGAAGAACUGCUGAAAGUCGACCAGCGUAAAGUACAUUCACUACGUUUCAUGCUUCCUCUUCACAAUAUUCACUGCUGCUGUAUAUCAUAAAUUAUUCAUGGACUGAAAAUUAAGUUGCGCUCUGAUGACGUAAUAACUAUUAUAGGUAAAAAUAAUCUGAUUGUUGUGAACUUUGAUUGUGUAUGUAUCGUAAGUUAUUUGUUUGUAUAAUUAAAAUGUUAAGUUUGAUAUAUUGUAAGAUAGUUCUUAAGCGUGUCUGUUAACAUAUAGUUAAGUCUGGCAUUAUUUGAACUGAUGCCAGAGGUAUAUUAACGAUGCUUACAGGUGAGAACUGAACUAUUGUAGUUAAAAAUUGUAAAUAAAGAACAGACGACAAAAAAUACUAUUGUCUGAACACGAGAAAGAACGUGUCUAACUUUCUGUCACUUGUAAGAAUGAUGAAAGUGAAUAUCAUAAUCGACAAA
Molecule: messenger RNA, 1704 nt
Organism: Schistocerca serialis cubense
Lineage: Eukaryota; Metazoa; Arthropoda; Insecta; Orthoptera; Acrididae
Exons: 3
Coding region: 103-423 (106 amino acids)
Source: RefSeq, a predicted model, not a curated record